This is a messenger RNA of Cloeon dipterum, 1985 nucleotides long. Its product is annotated as E3 ubiquitin-protein ligase RNF220-like. The record is from RefSeq and is a predicted model, not a curated record. Gene Ontology annotation, biological process: protein ubiquitination. Bases 135 to 1637 code for a protein of 500 amino acids. Lineage: Eukaryota; Metazoa; Arthropoda; Insecta; Ephemeroptera; Baetidae. The transcript has 11 exons. Gene Ontology annotation, molecular function: ubiquitin protein ligase activity; metal ion binding.
CGUCGUAUUUUAGUCUCAAAAUAAAGGGUUUGCGGGUCACAUGGGGUCCACCAAUGGUGUGACAAUUGUUUAUAAGAGUCUAGUGAUUUAAUCUUGUUAAUUUUUUACUCGUCCGACCCUAACACUGCGCCAAGAUGGACAACGCUGCGGCGGCUGCCUAUGCAACAAAUCCUCAACUUCCUCCUUCUCUGGUCGUUUUCUCCCAGUCGGGAGACACUCUCAGCGAUGUGCUGACUAUGCAAAGGACCUUCAAUCCGCAGCUUCCGAAGGACUUUCACUUGCCUGGAAGAUUUAGCUACCCUGGUCACUUGCUGCAACACUUGCAGCCGCAUCAGUUUCUGCACCCAGCUCUUGACCCACGAUUGACUUUUGGCACCCACGGCGCGUUCCGGCCGCUAUCAGCUUUCGCCCCUCCGCAGGCCAAGAGUCUCAAAACAGGGCCUGACAUCAGGGCAGGUUGCAGCAAGAGUUUAUACAACUUAGAGGUCGGUCACGAGGCCAGUUCGCCUGACUUGAGUUCGUCGCCGCUGAAUCAGCAGGAGGACGAGAGCAUGAGUGGCACAGAGGAGGCCAACUUGCGCGCCGACACCCCCGGCUCGGAACGCUCAACCCCUGAGGAGGGUCGUGGAUUCCGACGCCGUAAGCAGCACCGACCCGACCCAGCAUGCUGCCCCAUCUGCGGGGUGACCAUCCGGGCCGGCGAGUUCGAAACGCACUACAUGCAGGAGGUGGAGCGACUGAUGAAGAUGUCCCUGGCGUCCAAGGGCGCCGGGCCCUCCAACACGCAGAGUCCCGACUUUGGCCCGGGCAGCUCUGAGAGCACAGUCACCGGGGGCACCACCGCUGAGUCCAGAUGGGAGACGUACCAGCGGGUGAAGAACAACCGGCAGAACCGUCUGCGGAGCAAGCACCGCAGCGCCAAGCACCACCGACGCAGCGACGAGGUCGUGUGUCCCGUGUGCAACGAGGCCAUCCACACCAUCCCCGGCGGUAACACGGUCGAGCAGCUCAACGCGCACGUCGAGCAGUGCUUGCUGCAGAAGGUAAAACCCAGACAAACUGCCAACAACGAUGUUGAUGCUGACAUUGAUGUCGAGGGAGAUGAAGACAAUGGUUCUUUUGAGGAGUACGAGUGGGCUGGACAGAAACGCGUGCGAGCCUCGUCAUUACUCGCAGGAGGAUAUGUUGGUGCUGGAAUGCAAGCAGGCCAGUCAGCCGAGGAUGAAGAGGGCGACUUGGUGGUGGACGGCGACGACACUGUGAUCUAUGGCCCACCUCAAUACAACGACAAUGACGUACGAAUGGCAGCCGAGGGCAAGCGGGAAAGCAGUCCUGGAAAUAAAGUAGAGGUUAAGCCGGAGCCCUCCGAAAAUUUAGAUGACAACAAAGAGGCUCAAAAUAAUCCGCAAAUUGAAGCACUGAAGAUGAAAAUUAAGCAGCUCGAGUCGACAGCGUCCGAGGAGAAUAAACUGAAAUGCCUCAUCUGCAUGGACCGCUAUCGCAAGCCUGUGAUCUCUAUCAACUGCUGGCAUGUUCACUGCGAGGACUGUUGGCUACAAACCUUGGGAGCCAAGAAGCUGUGUCCGCAGUGCAACAUAAUUACUUCUUCAUCCGAUCUGCGCCGCAUUUACUUGUGAUUGUGACGCUCGAAUAUUGAUUCCGUUUCUGUUUUGACCGAUCGCGUGUCACUACGUGCAGCUGUGCAUCAAAAAGUGGACAAAAGAGAGAAGAAAGAUUCGCCCUUCAAGUUCCGUGUUACCUUUUAACGUAGAUGAAUAUAUUUAGUUGAAUAGACUACGUCCAUUGUAAUUUUCAUGUCCACCGCGAACAACUCUCGCAGUGUUGUUGAUUGAUGUUAAAUUUAGCAAAAAGAGAAGAGACCAUGCAAAAUUGUUGGUGACAAGUAUAGAAGAGGAUAUUACGCAUUUCUUAACUGUCUGCAUAAAUAUCAUGUAAAUCAAUAAACACUACUGACCGCCAUUAAA